Messenger RNA from Gongylonema pulchrum, 333 nucleotides. Lineage: Eukaryota; Metazoa; Nematoda; Chromadorea; Rhabditida; Gongylonematidae. The record is from the annotation of a GenBank genome assembly.
UUGACGACUGAUCUUUCAAAUUUUAAGGAUCUCUUGAAUAAAUCAACAGAUGUCACUCGAAGUACGGUUCAGAAAAGUGUUUGUGUCCUGUCGCGAAUACCUCUCUUUGGAGUUCUGACUGCUAAACUUCAGCUUAUCACAGAAGUUUAUUUUAACGAAAGAGAUUUUGCGAAGGUUGAAGUUUUGUCACAAAUGUAUGAGAAUCUUUGUGAAAUGUUUCCAACAACUGAGGAAAUCGACGAAAGCGCUGCAGUAAUGGGUUGUUUUCUAUAUAUCACCGGUGUUUCAAUUAAGUCAACUGAUGGUUGCGCUCAUUUCACUUUAUCCACGUAA